Nymphaea colorata (pocket water lily) is the source of this 2500-nucleotide messenger RNA. RefSeq names its product protein RETICULATA-RELATED 5, chloroplastic-like. The record is from RefSeq and is a predicted model, not a curated record. Bases 39 to 2342 code for a protein of 767 amino acids. The transcript is spliced from 9 exons. Lineage: Eukaryota; Viridiplantae; Streptophyta; Magnoliopsida; Nymphaeales; Nymphaeaceae.
UUCACUCAGAAGUUGGGCUUCCGAACGUGGGAGUCAGCAUGGCGGCCGCAGCUAACGGCCCGCUCCCGCCACUCACCUGCCAUCGGUCGACGCGCCGGAAACCGUCCCGGAGUCGUUUUGCGGAUACUGCCUCGCCGGCGAGAUGCCGCCGUCGAUGCCGGACGUUUGUGUGCUCUUCGGAACCCGACCACCUGGCGAGCACCCGGUUCGCUGCUCAGAUUCAAGAAGUCGGUCUGGUGGGCGACGAAGAGGAGGCUUCUGUGACGGCCGGGAACAGGAGGGAAUUCCUUCUGAAGCCCCUCCUGGCGAUCGGUGGAGCCUGGCUGGCAUCGCGUUCUGUGGCAGAGGCGGCGACGGCAGCACCCGAGGCAGUCUCGAGCUCGAAUCCGGCAACCGUUAGCGCCGCUGCUCCGGCUAAAGAGGACGUUAUCGUUUCCAGGGUUUACGAUGCGACGGUAAUCGGGGAACCUCUGGCGCUGGGGAAGGACAAGAGCAGGAUUUGGGAUAAGCUGCUCAAUGCGCGGGUUGUCUAUCUGGGCGAGGCGGAGCAUGUCCCCGUGAGCGAUGAUAAGGAUCUUGAGCUUGAGAUAGUGAGAAAUUUAAGAAAUAAGUGCUUUGAGCAGCAACGGUCUAUUUCUUUAGCUCUUGAAGCAUUUCCCUGUGAUUUGCAAGAACAGCUAAAUGACUAUAUGAGCAAAAGGAUUGAUGGAGAGAGCUUAAGGUCUUAUGUGUCACACUGGCCACCUGGACGCUGGUUGGAGUAUGAGCCUCUUCUGAGUUAUUGUCGUGACAAUGGGGUGCGCCUUGUAGCUUGUGGUACACCUCUAGAGGUCUUGAGGACUGUUCAAGCUGAAGGCAUUAGAGGUCUUACUGCUGCACAGCGUAGAAUUUACACUCCUCCAGCUGGUGGUGGAUUUAUUAGUGGGUUUGCACGUAGGGCAUCUGUGGAUAUGAAUUUUUCAAAUCCAUCCAUUCCCUUUGGUCCAACUUCAUAUUUAUCAGCUCAAUCAAGAGUAGUUGAAGAGUACACAAUGUCCCAGACCGUGUUGCAAGCUUUGCAUGAUGGAGGUUCUGUUGGCAUGCUUGUAGUUGUAACAGGCGCUAGCCAUGUUGUGCAUGGGUCAAGAGGUGUAGGGUUGCCUGCAAGAAUUUCGAAGAAGUUGCCAAAGAAAAAUCAGGUUGUUAUAUUGCUUAAUCCAGAAAGACAGGUAAUACGCAAAGAAGGAGAGGUUCCUAGUGCUUAUUUCUUGUGGUACUCUGCUGCUAGACCGUGCAGUAGGAAUUGUUUUGACCGUGCUGAAAUUUCAAGGGUGAUGAAUGCUGCCAGCAGAAGACGAGAUGCCUUGCCCCAAGAUCUCCAGAAAGGACUUGAUCUCGGUGUGGUUUCUCCAGAAGUACUACAGAACUUCUUUGAUCUGGAGCAGUAUCCGUUUAUUUCAGAACUCACUAAACAAUUUCAGGGCUUCCGUGAGAGAUUAUUGGCUGACCCCAAAUUCUUACAUAGAUUGGCGAUAGAAGAGGCCAUUUCUAUAACCACAACUCUCCUAGCACAAUAUGAAAGGCGUAAGGAGCAUUUCUUUGAAGAGAUCGACUAUGUUAUAACUGAUACAGUCAGGGGCUCUGUUGUAGAUUUCUUUACUGUGUGGCUGCCUGCUCCAACCCUCUCAUUUUUGUCAUUUGAAGAAACUGGUGUUGGCUCAGGGAACAUAGACAUGUUAAAAGGCUUUCUAGGAUCAAUCCCUGAUAAUGCUUUUCAGACAAGUAUUCCUGGAAAGGACUGGAACCUGACUCAUAGGGUUGCAUCUGUGCUUGUUGGAGGUAUUAAACUCUUUGGAGUUGGAUUUAUCUCCAGCAUUGGGGCUGUAGCUUCAUCAAACACACUAUAUGCUGUAAGAAAGUACCUUAAUCCUGCCCUGGUGGGAAAAGUAAGACAGAAAAGGUCUCCAAUAUUGAAGACGGCACUUGUUUAUGCAUGUUUUUUGGGGGUCUCAGCAAAUCUUCGGUAUCAGGUUAUUGCCGGAGUAAUAGAGCACCGUCUCUCAAACCAGUUUUUAACUUCAGCUCCAGUUCUUGUGAAUGCAUUAUCUUUUGUUGCUCGGACAAUCAAUUCGUAUUGGGGAACACAGCAAUGGGUCGACCUUGCAAGAUUCACAGGGUUGCAGACUCGCACAAGCAAAGCUCCUUCAAAAUUGCCCCCUGAAGUUCCUACGCACUCAACAGUGGAUGGUGAAGCCCCUGUGGCAGGCACCAUGAACUCCUCGAACAAUCAACCUAGCGAUGGUUCCACACUGCAUGAAGCCUUGCAGAAAAUGAUAAAUGUCCAUUGCAUUGAGAUAAAAUAGCAGAAGAAUGAAAAUCGAUUCAUGUUAGGGUUGAUUUCACUGUACAUGUUUACAUAAUCCAAGCGUUUGUAGCAUUUGAACUCUGAGGCCGGUGGGCUCCUUUACAGUUUUAGUACAUCUUAGAAUAAGCAAGCUACUCGGAUUGCUCUCCUAGUAAA